Messenger RNA from Monopterus albus (swamp eel), 552 nucleotides. RefSeq names its product cis-aconitate decarboxylase-like. The record is from RefSeq and is a predicted model, not a curated record. Gene Ontology annotation, molecular function: aconitate decarboxylase activity. The transcript is spliced from 2 exons. Gene Ontology annotation, biological process: defense response. The annotation marks the transcript as partial. Lineage: Eukaryota; Metazoa; Chordata; Actinopteri; Synbranchiformes; Synbranchidae. Gene Ontology annotation, cellular component: mitochondrion.
AGUAAACCUACUGGCCUGGACUUCCUGCUGGCAUUCAAUGUCGGCAUUGAAAUACAGGGCCGAUUGAUGAGGUUCUCCAAUGAGGCCCGCAACAUCCCCAAGAGGUUUCACCCUCCCAGUGUGGUAGGGACCAUGGGAAGUGCAGCUGCCUGUGCUCACCUCUUGUCCCUGGACCCCUCCCGUUGCAGUCAUGCCUUGGCCAUAGCAGCUUCUUUAUCUGGAGCUCCAAUGGCUAAUGCUGCUACUCAGUCUAAACCACUCCACAUUGGUAAUGCUGCACGUCUGGGGCUGGAGGCUGCUCUGCUGGCCUCCCGAGGCCUAGAGGCAAGUCCUCUGGUCUUGGAUGCUGUUGAAGGGGUGGCUGGUUUCAGUGCUUUUUAUGAAGACUAUGUGCCUCAGCCUUUAGAAUCACCCAGUGAUGGUGACCAUAUGUUCCUGCUAGAGAAGCAGGAUAUGGGCUUCAAGCGUUUCCCAGCCCAUCUGGGUAUGCACUGGGUGGCAGAUGCUGCAGCUUCAGUUCAUAAGCUUCUCGUGGGAGCUGGGCCUGGCACU